CUGUCUCUCAGUCACAGAGGCAGGGUUCAGAGGGGGGAGGCACUCACACACAGACUCACACGCGCACACACACACACACACUUAUGCGCGCGCCAGCUCACACACAGCACAGAUUUUCUCAGGCUGCUCAGACUGACAAGAGCAAACGGAGGGAGAGGGAGCGCGUGUCAGAGAGAGUGAGAGAGGGUAAAGAAUAGGACCCUUAUCUGAGGAAGAGGCAGAAGAAGAAGAAGAGGGAAACAGGACUCCCGGAGGACUCUCCACUGCACCGCUUCGAGCCGCACUCAGGAAUACCCCUCGGGUCCCCCGCCUACCGGAACCUUCUCUGGGAAUGUACCUGCAGACGGCGCCGCGGCCCCGUCCCGCGCGCGGCGGGGCCGCCCCCUCCCCGUCCCGCCGGCUCCUGGCCCUCUGCGCCGCGCUGGCGCUCUGCGUGCCCGGCUCCGGGUUCAACCUGGACACGGCGGGGGCGCUGAGCAAGGCGGGAGAGGAGGGCAGCCUUUUCGGCCUCUCCGUCGCGCUCCACCGGCAGCUGACCCCGGAGCCGCACAGCUGGAUCCUGGUGGGGGCGCCCCAAGCGCGUGGGCGGAAGGCCCAGAGGUUCACUCGUCCAGGGGCUCUGUACCGCUGUCCAAUCAGCGCUGAGGAGCACGACUGUGAGCGGGUUGACAUUGAUGGUGACGUAAAGACUGACCGAGAGAGCAAAGACAACCAGUGGCUCGGGGUGACCGUAAAGAGCCAGGGAAUUGGAGGGAAAGUUGUGACGUGCGCCCACCUGUACGAGAUCCGGCAGCGCGUCCACCAGCCGUCGGAGACGCGCGACCCAAUCGGGCGCUGCUACGUGCUGAGCGAGGACCUGACGGAGCGGGACGACCUGGACGGGGGCGAGUGGAAGUUCUGCGAGGGCAGGCCGCAGGGGCACGAGCAGUUCGGCUUCUGCCAGCAGGGCAUGGCCGCCAGCUUCACCCCCGACAACAACUUCAUCCUGUUCGGCGCCCCUGGCACCUACAACUGGAAGGGAGAGCUGCGCGUGCAGCUCCUUAACCAGUCACUGCUGGAUCUGGGUUUCUAUGACGACGGGCCCUAUGAGGUGGCGGACGAGAAAGAGCAGAAUGCCCAGCUGAUCCCAGUGCCCUACCACAGCUACCUGGGGUUCUCGGUGGACUCCGCCAUGGCGGUGAUGAGCCGGGCGGAGCUGACGUUCGUGGCGGGGGCGCCGCGGGCCAACCACAGGGGCGCGGUGGUGCUGCUGCGGAAGGACAACGUGUACCGCCUGGUCCCCCAGCACAUCCUGUGGGGGGAGGAGCUGGCCUCCUCCUUCGGCUACUCCGUCGCCACCGCCGACCUCAACAACGACGGAUGGACAGAUCUGGUCGUCGGAGCUCCCAACUUCUUUGACCGCAAGGCGGAGAUCGGGGGGGCGGUGUACGUGUACCUGAACCCGUUCGGUCUCUGGGACAUGGCGAAGCCCAUCCGGCUGAAUGGAGCCCCUGACUCCAUGUUUGGCCUGACCGUCACCAGCCUGGGGGACCUGAAUCAGGACGGCUAUGAAGAUCUCGCAGUGGGAUCCCCUUUUGAUGGUGAUGGCAAGGUCUUCAUCUUUCACGGAUCCCAUUCGGGUAUCGACAGCAAGCCUGCCCAGGUGCUGGACGGAGAGAGCAUGGGAAUGACCGGAUUCGGCUACUCCAUCUCCGGGGGCGUGGACAUGGACGGGAACUCGUACCCGGACGUGGCCGUGGGCUCCCUGAACGAUCAGGUAGCUCUGUACAGAUCCCGUCCGAUUGUCCAGGUGCAGCGGGAGGUGGCCAUCAAUCCCCAGAACAUCGACCUGGAGCACCGCAGCUGCAGGGGCAGAGACGGAGUGUGCGUGGAUGUAAGAACCUGCUUCAGUUACUCGGCGAUGCCAGAAACGUAUUCACCAAACAUCACCCUGGAGGUGCUCCUCGAGGUGGAAGCGGAGCUGAGGACGCUGAACAUGCCCCAGCGGGUGAGCUUCCUGGGUCGCAGGGCAGCGGACCCGGACUUCCUGCACACCACUGAGGUGGAGCUGAACGGCCAGGGACAUGUCGCCUGCGAGAUCACUACUUUCCAGCUGCAGGAGAACCUUCGGGACAAGCUCCGCCCCAUCUCCCUGUCUGUCACUCACAAUAUCAAACACAGGAAGCCACCGGCAGACUCCAAGCUGGGCGAGCUGACCCCGAUGAUGAGCCCUACCACCCCCAACACCCUGCACACCGAGGUGAAUUUCUUGAGGGAGGGCUGUGGUCCUGAUAAGAUCUGUCAGAGCAACCUGCAGCUGGGCUACCAGUUCGGCACGCGUCCCGGGUCGUCCGGGCUGUUCACCCCUCUGCCCCUCGACGAGGACGGCGUGCCUGUGUUCGAGUUCUCGGAGAGGAUCCCGCUGGCCCUGGAGGUGACGGUCACCAACAUGCCCUCCAACCCCGCGGCCCCCCUGGAGGACGGGGACGACGCCCACGCUGCCCAGCUGCUGGUGACUCUCCCAAAAACCCUGUCCUACUCUGGCAUCAGGACACAGGCGCAGGUGGGAUGUCACGCCAGUCUGAAUGGCUCAGAGUGUGAGCUGGGAAACCCCCUGAAGAGAGAUGCCAAGCUAACAUUCUACAUACUCCUGGGCACCUCUGAUAUCACCAUAGAAACCAGCGACUUGUCUGUUGAUCUCCUCCUGUCAACUAUCAGUGAGCAGCCGGAUCUGGCCCCAGUCACCGCCUAUGUCAAAGUGGUGAUAGAGUUCCCCCUGUCUGUCAGCGGGCUGACCCGCCCACAUCAGCUGUUCUUCAGCGGUACGGUGAAGGGGGAGAGCGCCAUGCAAACUGUGGAGGAAGUGGGAAGCGCAGUGGAGUAUGAGUUCACGGUGAGCAACCCUGGGAAGCCCCUGCAGACGUUUGGCUCCGCCUUCCUGAACAUCAUGUGGCCUCAUGAACUGGCCAAUGGGAAGUGGCUCCUGUACCCCACAGGAUUUCACUUUAAGGACCACCCACAUUCCAGCUGUGUCUUAACCAACCCACUGGGGUUGAUCUCCACCGAUCAUACUCAACCUGCACACCUUAAGGCCAGGCGGAAGGGGCGCUCUCACCCAGAGGAGGAGGGACCGAUAGUGCCGAAGAGCAGCCUGGGACGGGCCUCGCCUGCUGUAGCAGCCUCAGAGAGGAGGAAGUCUCUGAGGCUGGACUGUCUCCUUGGUUCGGCUCGCUGCAUUCUGUUCCAGUGCCCCCUUCAUGGGUUCUCUGGGUCCACCCAGCUGACGAUACAGGCCCGCCUGUGGAACAGCACUUUUAUAGAGGAGUUCUCCUCAGUCAGUGCUCUGGAACUCUUGGUGAGAGCCAACAUCACAGUCAAAUCCAGCAUCAAACAUCUAAUAUUGAAGGAUGUUGCAGCACAGGUCCCUGUGAUGAUCUACCCGGAGCACACGCUGGCAGAGAAGUACUGGAUCCCCUGGUGGAUUAUCCUGAUCGCCAUCGCCGCUGGCGUCCUGGUCCUGGCGCUCUUAGUCUGCAUACUCUGGAAGUGUGGGUUUUUCCGUAGAGCUCAGUAUAAGGACACCGUGCCCCAGUACCACGCGGUGAAGAUUCCCCGUCAGGAUCGCCCGCAGUUCCACGAUGAAAAUACGGGAACGCCACAGAAGAAGGAGUGGGUUACUCACUGGAGUGACAGCACGUCCUGAACACACACGUCCUGAACACACACACUCACACACACACGUCCUGAACACACACACACGCACACACACACACGUCCUGAACACACACACACACACACGUCCUGAACACACACACACGCACACACACACGUCCUGACACACACACACACACACACGUCCUGAACACACACACACAGAACACGUCCUGAACACACACACACACACACACACGUCCUGAACACACACACACGCACACACACACGUCCUGAACACACACACACGCACACACACACGUCCUGAACACACACACACGCACACACACACACGUCCUGAACACUCACACACACACACGUCCUGAACACACACACACACUCACACACAAACACUUCCUGAACAUGCACACACACACACAUACACACACACACACACACUCUCUCGCUCAGACACACCCACACACACAGUGUUGAAAAUGCACUGAAACCCUGACUAACCUGCACUGACUGGUAUCCUCCACGUGCUCAUACUGCGUGGCCACGCCCACUCAAACUCACAGACACAGAGGGGGCUGUAAGCCCCACCCACUCACUACCACUGACACCCAUUGUCCCACAUGACCGGGGAAAAGGGAGGGAACCACAGACAACCCUGCUGAGACAAACACUGAGACAAUGAACCAGAUCUGCCCAGCUCAAAACCAGACCAAAAAAGGCCUUUCCCACACUCACAUACACACACACACAUGCACACAGACACACAUACACGCACACACACACACUCACUCACAUGCACGCACACACACACACACACACACACACACUCACACACUCACACACAGACAUACUCACACACUCACACACACGCACGCACGCACUCACACACACACACACACUCACACUCACUCAUACACACACACACACACACUCACAUGCAAACACGCAGACAUCUUCCCUCCGAGGAUACAGGUCCCUGCGAUUUAGAGAGGUGAUCUAGAAACGAUUUACAGUGGCGAUUUAGACAGGCGAGCACGCAGACAUGCUGCAGUUUUGUAUGUUUUCACCUUUUUAACGCCCAACGCAAUAGCUCAGAAAACUAAAACAGCACCAGCGCUACAGAGGAGACGGAAACCGCCCGGCACGCGGGGAGAAGUGUCAUCGCGGCACAUCACGGCUCGCAGACUGUGAUUGGACCAGCGCCGCCACCCAAGCUGAUGAAGGUGGAGGAUGAGGAGGUCCACAGUGUGAGACAGUUCACCCAGCCAAUCACACUCGGGGGCUUUCUGAAGAUGACCGCUGCAAGGGAAAAGAUCAAUUUUGUUUACUGAGCUUAGAACUGCAAAAUAGGAAAAACUGUCAGUGUUUCUGUGUUUUUUAUAGCAUUUUUUUAUUUAUAGAGGUGGCAAAAAGACAAAAAGUGAACAGAAGAUCCCUGAAGAAAGACAGUUCUCUGAAAGUGUGAAGAAUCCCUCUCAUUGUAAUCGGCUGGCCCCUUAGACUCAAACUCUAUUUUGGUGACUUUGAAUGUAUGGCACGAGUUCUGAAAUGUUUGUCUCCUAAAGCAUUUUAUUUAUAAUCUAAAAUUUGCCAUUCCUUUAAAAAGUGGCAUGGAGGACUGGCUUGUGUAACAUAGUUUUCAGAUUAUAGCAACAGAAUAAUAACAAAAAGUCUAUUUCACUGUUUUACUUCACUGUUAUUGUAAGUGCCUUACGCUAGUGAUGGCUAAAUUUGAUAUCCAAACAAACUGAAGACAUUUGGAGUCAUAGCUGGUUGCUUAGUAACUAUUCUGGGAUAGUUCUUUUUUUGGGGGGGUGGGGGGGGGGCAGCAGGGGAACUUAUAUCCCAUCUGGUGUGAAUUAAAUGGGAUGAAUGGAUUAUAACUCAAGGGGAAAAGUGGGGUAUGUGGUGGUGGGAUCGUCAUGGAGACAAGAUAGGCCUAAAACGCGCAUAGAUAUUGCUGGACAAUCUUGUUUUACUGCAUGAACAGACAUUGCUGUACACAGUUGUGGAUGUCACACCCAAAUGUUUAUUUAUUUCUGACAAACUGUACUAUUGUACCAUUGUAAAUAAAAUAAGUUGACAAAACGUG
Messenger RNA from Anguilla rostrata (American eel), 5740 nucleotides. RefSeq names its product integrin, alpha 7 (gene itga7). The record is from RefSeq and is a predicted model, not a curated record. NCBI's taxonomy places the organism in Eukaryota, Metazoa, Chordata, Actinopteri, Anguilliformes, Anguillidae. The transcript has 26 exons. Gene Ontology annotation, cellular component: external side of plasma membrane; integrin complex. Gene Ontology annotation, biological process: cell adhesion mediated by integrin; integrin-mediated signaling pathway; cell-matrix adhesion. The coding region runs from base 332 to 3682 and encodes 1116 amino acids. Gene Ontology annotation, molecular function: integrin binding.